Messenger RNA from Xyrauchen texanus (razorback sucker), 3297 nucleotides. RefSeq names its product protein-glutamine gamma-glutamyltransferase K-like. Gene Ontology annotation, molecular function: protein-glutamine gamma-glutamyltransferase activity. The transcript is spliced from 14 exons. The record is from RefSeq and is a predicted model, not a curated record. Gene Ontology annotation, biological process: peptide cross-linking. The coding region runs from base 143 to 2488 and encodes 781 amino acids. Lineage: Eukaryota; Metazoa; Chordata; Actinopteri; Cypriniformes; Catostomidae.
GUUUAUUUCAGAAGUGCAUGAGUAGUAUUUGUGGGCUGCUAGUGCUGAUCUGACCCUGCUAAAAAGUUUUAUCGUACUCCAGUCUUCGAGCAAGUAUUUGAAGAAUACCAAGAGUCGUGCGAAGAAUACCAGCGGACAAAUAAUGCCAGGAGAAAGACUGUCCAUACGUGAUAACACUGUUGGGCGUUAUCAUGCCAUUUCUGCGAGCAAUGGAGCCGUCCCAGAGAAGCAGGCAGAUGCUCAAGAGAAGAAAAAUGAGAGUGGAUGUCGCCGCUGUUUACAGAAGCUUUGCCCAUGUUUCUUCCGACGACAGAGCAGCUCGUAUGAUGUCACUGAUGAAAUGGGUCAUGUGGCUGAUGGGGCCGGAGAGAGCGAGGCUCCAGUAUCUCCACUGCCUCUCACUCCGGAUACAGAGCUGGAUGAGUUGUUUCUAACAGUGCAUUCUGUGAAUCUGCUCAGCGGGAAAUCCGAUCAGAACAGGAAGGAGCAUCACACAGACCAGUAUCACGGUGACCAUCUCAUUAUCCGCAGAGGCCAAACUUUCCAAAUAGAGCUUGAGCUUUCACGACCUUUCAACCCAAACACAGAUAAACUUCACCUGGAACUGCAGACAGGGCCCCUCCCGAUGGUGUCAAAGGGCACCCAUGUCAUCAUACCAUUAGUGGAAGAACUUCAGGAUGAAUGCUGGGAGGCCAAGAUUGUGGAGCAAAAUAUCAACCGAAUCAAGCUGUCCAUCAACUCCCAUGCCGCGGCGGUUAUCGGAAAGUACAAGUUGACCAUCACAACGCUGAUUCCAAAGACCGGGGAGAGAAACACAUAUGACCCUGAAAAAGAUAUUUACAUGCUCUUCAAUCCCUGGUGUGAAGAGGACACAGUGUAUAUGGAGGGUGAGAAAGAGUUGAAGGAGUAUGUUUUAAAUGACACUGGACGAGUCUACUAUGGCACUGAGAAGCAAAUCGGAGCUCGAACAUGGAACUUUGGCCAGUUUGAUGAAGGUAUUUUGGACGCCUGUCUGUUUGUGCUGGAUAACAGUGAGGUUCCUCCCUCAGGUAGAGGAGAUCCCGUCAAUGUGGUCAGAGUCAUUUCUGCUAUGAUAAAUUCUCCAGAUGACCGUGGUGUUUUGGAGGGAAACUGGACUGGGAAUUACGUGGGUGGAACUCCUCCCACAGCCUGGAGUGGUAGUGUGGAAAUCCUAAAAAAAUACCACCAGGAGGGUGGAACGCCGGUCAAAUACGGCCAGUGCUGGGUGUUCUCUGCAAUCACCACUACAGUACUGAGAUGUCUUGGUAUUCCUACCCGUUCCGUCACAAAUUUCCAGUCCGCUCAUGAUACCGACGUCUCCUUGACAACAGAUGUUUACUUUGAUGAGAACAUGGAACCAAUCAAUCACCUCAAUUCUGAUUCUGUGUGGAACUUCCAUGUUUGGAAUGAUUGCUGGAUGGCUCGUCCGGAUUUGCCUCCUGGAAUGGGCGGCUGGCAGGCCGUGGAUUCCACCCCUCAGGAAACCAGUCAUGGAACGUUUCGCUGUGGUCCAGCAUCACUGGCAGCUAUACGCUCUGGACAGGUCUAUUUCAAAUACGACACACCUUUUGUAUUCGCUGAGGUGAACAGUGAUAAAAUCUACUGGCAGAGGAACCUCGAUGGCACCUUCAGUCAGAUCCACAGCGAGAAGAAAGCUGUGGGGCAUUGCAUCAGCACCAAAGCUGUAGGCUCUGAUCAGCGUGAAGACAUCACACAUAUUUACAAAUACCCUGAAGGCUCAGAGGAGGAGCGUAUCGCCGUGGAGACCGCUUGUCGCUAUGGCAGUAAACCUGACAUAUACUCCAGUCCCACUGCUGAAGAUGUUCAUGUGGAGGUGAAGAUUGACGGAGAAGGGCCACGCAUGGGAGUAGAUGCAAAGCUGAAGAUUGUUGUAAAGAACCUGAGCUCACAGCCUCGCAGAACCACACUCCACAGCCAGGUGGCAGUCAUGUACUACACUGGCGUGAUGAAGGACACCAUAAAGAAGGACAAGCUUUCUGUUGAGCUAAUGCCAAAUGAAGAAAAGGUUAUUGAAUGGAUCCUGCCGUACGAGCAGUACCAGAACCAACUGGUGGAUCAAGCUGCACUCAUGCUGACCCUGUCUGGUCGGGUCAAUGAAACCCAGCAGGUUUUGGCCAAUCAGACGAGCUUUAGACUGCGAACGCCUGAUCUCGUCAUUGAGCCUAUUGGAGAGGCUUAUGUGGGCAAAGAGACGUCAGCGAAGAUCACGUUCACAAAUCCUCUGCCGUGUACACUUCGUAACGUGGUGGUGCGAGUGGAGGGACUGGGGCUGAGAGACAUCCAUACCAUCAGAGUGGGGGAUGUGGGUAAGCAUGCUAAUGUGACCGUGACUGAACACUUUAUCCCGGCGAUAGCAGGCAUGAGGAAGCUGGUGGCCUCUUUGGAUUGCAAGCAACUCACGCAGGUGCACGGCGUGGUCGACAUAAUCGUUCAAGAAAGCCAGUGAAUUUAGUUUAUCAGCACUGUUAAGAACUGUAUGUACCUUCACAGGAUUAUGUCUGUAUCAUUAGAUCCUGCAUUACUAAUAUUCUUCACUGCUUUAUCCAUUCUUAUGUGGUUGACACUGAGCCAAGCUGUUGUUACUUUAAAUGUGGAAAUUGAAAAGAAAUAACCCUUCAUACACACUGAAAUUGUUAUGCUGAUAAUAUAAUCUGCAAGGAUUUUCUUAUUGUUAAAUUGUUUAGAUGUUUCUUUUAAACAUGCUGCUUUGCAUAUUAACAUCUUGCAAAUUCUAGCUUUUAAGCAUGUCCUGGUUCAGCUUAGAGCAUCAGCUGUAGCAGGGCUGGACUGGGAUGAGAACUCGGCCUGGGAUUUUACAUGGCAACUGGCCCAAAACUUGUUGAGUGGGGGGUGUUCGCUGUCCUUUUCUGCAUAUCGCGGCACCGUUUUGUGGUCCGUUCUGCAUAACGUGGCAGCUCAUUUUUGCUUAUCGCGGCCCAUUUGGCACAUUUUGCGGCCAACCCACCGCCCGCUCGGUCCUCCUGCUGGCUAGUUCGGCCCUGAUCGGCCUGAAAGUGCAUCAGGCCACUGGGAAAAUGCCCAUUAUGCCAGAUUACCAGUCCAGCCCUGGGCUGUAGUAAAGAACAACAUUUUUCUAUUUGUUUUUAAACCACUGAAAAUACAUAUGCAUUACCUUAUCGGAGUAUUAUAAUUUUAUAUAUACUUUAUGACUGUAAAUGUAACAUUUGUGUGAAUGAUUAUCAAAAAUAAAUAAAGAUUAUUUUUCUGUUGCCUAACACAUUUAGCUCAUACCUU